Drosophila sechellia is the source of this 1368-nucleotide messenger RNA. RefSeq names its product Dachs ligand with SH3s (gene Dlish). The coding region runs from base 139 to 1206 and encodes 355 amino acids. Gene Ontology annotation, biological process: superoxide anion generation. Lineage: Eukaryota; Metazoa; Arthropoda; Insecta; Diptera; Drosophilidae. Gene Ontology annotation, molecular function: superoxide-generating NADPH oxidase activator activity; protein binding. The record is from RefSeq and is a predicted model, not a curated record. Gene Ontology annotation, cellular component: cytoplasm. The transcript is spliced from 3 exons.
AUUCCACCUCUAACACCUGAGAAUAUUGAGAAGAAGAAGCGCGUUGUGUCGGAUCCAAACAAUAAAGAAAUUAAACAAUUAGCCAAAAUUUGGUUGUUUUUCGGUUGAAGGGCGCUUAAGUCCGAGUGAGGGAAAGAGAUGGCUUUUCUUUGCCCCGUGCGCAUGAGGCGCGACAAGAAGAAAGCUACAAAUGCCAGCAUAGAGAGGGACUUGCCUGCUGUGGGUGUAUUGGGCAUGGGCCGCAUAACUGGUUCCUCCAGCAUUGAAACACUUGUAAGAGUGGGCAUUGAAAAGGAACACGGUCUAAGUCCUGAUUCUAAGAUGGUUGUGCUGCACGACUUUACUCCUUGCGUGGAUGAUGAACUAGAGGUGAAGCGUGGACAGCUGGUUAAUAUCUUGUACAGAGAGAACGAUUGGGUCUACGUGAUUGGUCAGGACUCUAGGCAGGAGGGUUUUAUACCCUUCUCCUAUUGUGCUCCCUGCAACACGCAACUGGCGGAUUUGGCUGUCAAGAAGAAACUGCCAAGGGAACAGUGUCCAGAGCAGCCGAUCGAAGAGAAUAUACCACUUUUGGGCACGGAUAACAAGCUGGAUGUUCUUUGCGAUGAAACUUUGAAUCCUGGCUCUGCCAACAGCAUAGAGAACACACUGCUGGUGGAGCCAGAGUGUACACCUUUCGUGAAGGAACCGUCCGGGCGCUGUAUCGUUUUGUACACCUUUAUAGCCAGGGACGAGAAUGACUUGUCCGUGGAACGGGGUGAAUUUGUAACCGUGCUAAAUCGCGAGGAUCCCGAUUGGUUUUGGAUAAUGCGCAGCGAUGGCCAGGAAGGAUUUGUUCCAGCCAGCUUUAUUUAUUCUGCAGACAGUGUGCGAGUUUUGCAGCAACAGAAAGCCACAUUGAAUGCCAUGGAGACCAUUUUGCAGCAGGGUCAACCAGGCCAGCAGACCCAGCAGCAGCAGCAGCCACAAUUGGGCUUGGGAACAGAUGAUCUACGCUACCAUGGCACGGAGCUGGUGAUGCUGUAUGAUUACAAAGCGCAAGCUCCAGACGAUCUGUACCUUUCUGUGCGGAGAGGAGAUUGGAUUUACGCAGACUUAACCAAUCAGACUGUGGAUGGCUGGCUCUGGGCUUAUGCUCCGAAAACCCGCAAAUAUGGAUUCAUUCCGAAAGCCUAUGCCCGACCACCCGCCAUGACCAGCCUUUGAGAGAUAGAUUCACUACCAAAAUCGUUUUAAUUAUCACUUCGAUUAGCACUAAAUCAUAAUAUUCGUAAGUCUUCCAAACACCGUCGAAUUGCAUUUCGAAAAGCGUUACUUUGUGGCUUGGGUAUUCUUAUCUUGAACACUAUAAUAAAUAAUUGUAAUAAA